Messenger RNA from Zootermopsis nevadensis, 1479 nucleotides. NCBI's taxonomy places the organism in Eukaryota, Metazoa, Arthropoda, Insecta, Blattodea, Termopsidae. The record is from RefSeq and is a predicted model, not a curated record.
ACGAAGCUUAGUAGCUUGUUGCUUUUCAGCUUGAAACGAUGAUGAACCAACUGGCAAGUAUGAUAUCGUCUUAUUAACUGAACGAACGUAAAUUCUGUUUCAGGAAAUUAAAAUCGUAGUAAGCCAAUGUACCUGAUCUUGAUUUCACCGAAAGUGCAGGAAACGUUUUCUCAUUCUGAUUUAAGCGGCAGUGCGUCCAAGGAUGAAUAAUACAUACAAAAUAUCUUAUCCCUGGAUUAAUUUUUAGUAUAAUAACAGAAUAAUCGACCGGUCAAAGAGCAAAAUAUUGGUAAUAUAAAUAUAAGCAUACAUAGUAUAAAUUUGUAUUUGAAUUUCGUGUUGAAUUUAAAAGGGCACUGAUGCUAUAAUAGCAUUGGAAGGUAAUAAGAUGUAUCUUUUUUGACUACAGGUGCCUGAGGAAAAAAGCGAUCUUUAAUAACAACCGACAAACAAAGAAAUAAAUCAGGGACAUACCACAGUUUGUUAACGACCAUGGAGAACGUUAAGAGAUUAAUAGACGAUCUGAUUGGUGCUGGAAAGAAAGAAAAGUGUAGAGAACAAAUAUUAGCAGAGACAGAACCUUUAUUUAUUAUAUUAACUCAUUUUGCUCGCGUGGAGAAAGAGCUGAGGGACCUUCGUGUGAGAAACAAAGAUAUCGAGGAUCUGAGAGCAAAAAUCAAGGACUUGCAGAAGCAACACCUGAUUGAAAUGAGAAACACACACGAAACCAUAAACGGUCUGAUUCAUGUAGUCUCAAGUAUCAUGGCCGAAAACGUAAAUCUGAAGCAGCAGAUUCAGAGCUUUUGUGCCUGCCACUAUCAGGAAUUGGCGCCAACCUGCAGUGAGAACUGGGACGAGGAUUGCAGCGGCCAGGGCGCUGACCAAGGCAGAUUAGACGAGGCAGACGAAGUUUCGGCUCGUACCUCUGAAAAUGCCGAGGCUGUUCGUUCUCCAGGUGCGGUCGAACAUUCAGAGACCGGUCUUCCGAGGCUCAAGGAGUUCGAGCCGCUCCAACUUCUGGGGAGAGGAGGUUAUGGAAGAGUGUACCUAGUGCGGAAGAUCGGCGGCGUGGAUGAUGGGAAUUUGUAUGCUUUAAAUACGUUAGACAUUAAAGAAAUUACGUCUUAUGAGGCUGGCCGCCAGCAGUAUCGAACCGAACGAGGGUUACUUGAGAAGGGCCUGGAGGCUCCAUUCAUGGUGGGACUGUACUAUGCAUUCCAGACACAAUCGAAGUUGUGCCUCGUACUAGACUAUUAUGCAGGUGGCAACCUGCUCCAUCUGUUGCGGGAGUGGGGAGGAGUGUUUUCAGUUGAUGAAACAAGAUUGUACCUGGCAGAAAUCAUUGAGGCUGUGGAGUAUCUGCAUAAGAACUGAUUUUCAACACUCUGGGACAGUCCAAACUUCCUCAGCUCUGUGACUGAUAUUUUCACUUAAAAAACUGUAGCAUGGAACUGAAUAAAAGGCUGUGAUAAAAGCUCA